This is a messenger RNA of Prinia subflava (tawny-flanked prinia), 16437 nucleotides long. It is a transcript of the gene AHNAK, whose product is annotated as AHNAK nucleoprotein. The coding region runs from base 211 to 15051 and encodes 4946 amino acids. The transcript is spliced from 5 exons. NCBI's taxonomy places the organism in Eukaryota, Metazoa, Chordata, Aves, Passeriformes, Cisticolidae. Gene Ontology annotation, cellular component: costamere; nucleus; cytoplasm. The record is from RefSeq and is a predicted model, not a curated record. Gene Ontology annotation, molecular function: protein binding. Gene Ontology annotation, biological process: regulation of RNA splicing.
GAGCGCUACAAGAGCCGGGACCCGCCCGGGCGCGGCCACUCCGCACGGACCCGCCGGGGCCGCUCCGGGACCGGCACCGGCACCGGCACCGCCAGGACCCGGCACCGGCAUGGCCCGGCCCGGCCGCUGAGCCCGCAGGCUGGGAGGUGACCCCGGAGCCGCCGCGAGGUUCCUGAGCGAGGGCCGAGGAUUCCUGGGGACCCCACAAAGAUGGAGCGCGAGGGGGACACGCGCGAGGUGCUGCUGCCGGGCUGGCGCGGCGGCGGCUCCCACGGCAUCACCAUCGCCCAGACCGACGACGGCGUCUUCGUGCGGCGCGUGCAGCAGGGCUCGCCGGCCGCCCGCACCGGCGUCGUCAGGGAAGGGGAUCAGAUCGUCAGCGCCACCGUCUACUUCGACAAACUCCCGCCGGCGGAGGCGGCGCAGCUGCUGCAGAGCAUGGGGCAGCACACGCUGGCGCUGCGGCUGCAGCGGCGCGGCCACGGCGGGGACAGCGCCGGACACGGCACCGGACACGGCCCCGACAGCGCCGGACACGGCCCCGAGCUGGUGCUGAGUGGCGAUGACGAGGAGUACCAGCGCAUCUACACCACCAAGAUCAAACCGCGGCUCCGCUCCGAGGAAGGCCCCGAGGCCGAGGCCGGCGCCACGCAGAGCCGAACCAUCACCGUCACCCGCAAGGUCACCGCCUACACCGUGGACGUCACCAGCCACGAUGGCGACCUCGGCGUCACCGGCGGCGCCGACUGCAACGUCCGAGUCCCCGUGCCCGAGCUCAGCGCCGACAUCCGGGCGGGGCCGGGGGCGGCGGAGCCCCAGAGCCAAAUUCCUGGUGGAGAAACUGGAAAAUCCCUCCCGGGCUGGAAGGGCUCCGGCGCCUUCCCGGGGCCGCCCCGCGUCGAGGCCAACGGACAGUUUGGAGAGCUGGACGGGCGAGUCCACGUGUCCGGCGGGGCUCCGUGGCCGCAGGGAGAGGCCGCCGGCUCCCCGCCGCCCGUGGACGGGGGGAAGAUCAAGAUCCCGGCGUUGAAAAUCCCCAAAUUCGGGUUCCAGGCCGGCGGCGAGGCCGCGGUGGGCGCGGGCAUGGACGUCACCUGCUCCCCGUCCAUGGACGCGGCCACGGUCAAAGGUGCCACCACCGUCCCCUCCCCUCCUGCGGACGUCCCCAGCGUGGAGGCCCCGGACGGCGCCAAGGGCAAGGUCAAAAUCCCGCACUUGUCCUUCCCCAAGUUCACCGCGCAGGGCGCCGGCGCCGCCGAGGGCCCCGGGGCGGCCCUGGAGGGGGAAUGGAAGGGCCCCACCUUCAAGAGGGUGGAGACGCCCCAAAUUUCACUGUCGGACGUGGACCUGGCCCUGCGGGGCCCCCGGGUGGAAGGGGAGCUCAAAGGACUCGGCCCCAAGGCGGGAGCGGCCGGUGCCGGCGUGGAGAUGGACGUUGGCGUGAAGGGGCCGAAGGGAGGAGUGGACGUGUCCGUGCCGGCCGUGGGGGCCGAACUGAGGGGGCCUCAACUGGACCUUAAAGGGCCCCAGGCGGGGGUGGAGGUUCCCGGAGUGGACAUCAAGGGCCCCGCGGUGACCGUGCCCGAGGGGAGCAUCGGGAGCCCCCAGAUCUCCGUGCCCGGCGUCGACCUGAGCCUCAAGGGGCCCACAGCGAAGGGAAAUCUGGAUGUUUCUGCCCCAAAACUGGAAGGGGAGCUGAAGGGCCCCGGACUGGACAUCAAAGGCCCCAAGGUCGAGGUUGGGAGCCCAGAAAUGGAGAUCCAGGGGCCCGAGGGGAAGCUGAAGUUCCCCAAGCUGAAAAUGCCCAAAUUCGGGGUGAAGGGAGAGAGCCCCAGCGUCGACGUGACCCUGCCCACGGCGGGGGUGGACGUCUCUGGCCCCAAGGUGGACGUCAGCGUCCCAAGCGUGGACAUCAAGGGCCCCAAAGUGGACGUUGAAGCACCUGAAGUGGACAUCCACGGCCCUGAGGGAAAAUUCAAGAUGCCCAAGUUCAAAAUGCCCAAAUUUGGGAUGCCCGGGGUCAAGGCAGAGGGUCCCGAGGUGGACGUGACCCUCCCGACAGGAAACCUGGAUGUGUCCGGCCCCAAGGUGGACAUUGAGGCGCCAAGUUUGGACGUCCAGGGGCCCGAAAUGCACCUCAAGGCCCCCAAAGUCUCCGUGCCGGACAUCGGCGUGACCCUGAACGGUGCCAAGGCCAGCGGCGACCUGGACGUGUCCGUGCCGGGUCUGAAGGGCCCCGAGCUGGACAUCAAAGGCCCCAGAGUCGAGGUGGAAGCGCCGGAUUUGGACGUCCAAGGGCCCGAGGGGAAGCUGAAAUUCCCCAAGCUGAAAAUGCCCAAAUUUGGGGUGAAGGGAGAGAGCCCCGAGCUCGAGGUGACCCUGCCCAAGGGCAGAGUGGACGUUUCGGGCCCCGGCGUCGCCGUCGAGGUCCCCGGCGUGGACCUGAAGGGCCCCAAGGUGAAGGUGCCUGAGGUGGGCAUCAAAACCCCCCAGAUCUCCAUGCCCGACAUCGACCUCAACCUCAGAGGGCCCAAAGUCAAGGCGGAUUUGGACGUUUCCACCCCAAAACUGGAAGGGGAGCUGAAAACCCCCGGGCUGGACGUCAAAGGCCCCAAAGUCGAGGUGGAAGCGCCGGAUUUGGACGUCCAAGGGCCCGAGGGGAAGCUGAAAUUCCCCAAGCUGAAAAUGCCCAAAUUCGGGGUGAAGGGAGAGAGCCCCGAGGUGGAGGUGACGCUGCCGAAGGGGCAGGUGGACAUUCCCGCUCCCAGGGUGGACGUGGACGUCCCGAGCGUGGACCUGGAGGGGCCGGAGGUCAAAGGGAAGGGCCUCAAGUUCAAAAUGCCCGAACUCAACGUUCAGACCCCAAAACUCUCCAUGCCCGACGUGGACCUGGGCCUGAAGGCCCCGAAACUCAAAGGGGACGCCGGGCUGGAAGGCCCCAAAAUCGACGUGAAAGGCCCCAAAAUCGACGUGAAAGGCCCCAAAAUCGACAUGAAGGGCCCCAAAGUGGACGUGGAAGGUGCCAAGCUGGAUGUGGAAGGUCCCAAGUUGGACGUUGACGUGCCCGAGGUGGAUUUAGAAUGUCCGGAAGGGAAGGUGAAAGGCCCCAAGUUCAAGAUGCCAAAACUCAACAUCAAAUCCCCCAAGAUCUCGAUGCCGGACGUGGAUUUGAACCUGAAGGGACCCAAAGUGAAGGGAGAUGUGGACGUGUCCCUCCCCAAGGUGGAAGGGGAGUUGAAAGCACCAGAAGUGGACGUUAAAGGGCCGAAGGUGGACGUUGAGGUGCCCGGAGUGGAUUUGGAGUGUCCCGAGGGGAAGAUCAAAGGCCCCAAGUUCAAGAUGCCCGAGAUGCACAUCAAGACCCAGAAGAUCUCCAUGCCCGACGUGGACAUCAAACUGAAGGGCCCCAAGGUCAAGGGUGACGUGGACGUGUCCCUUCCAAAGCUUGAGGGUGACCUCAAGGGCCCUGAACUGGACAUCAAAGGGCCCAAAGUGGACAUUGAGGCACCCGACGUCGACAUUCACGGCCCUGAGGGAAAAUUCAAAAUGCCCAAGUUCAAAAUGCCCAAAUUUGGGAUGCCCGGGGUCAAGGCAGAGGGUCCUGAGGUGGACGUGAACCUCCCGACAGGAAACCUGGACGUGUCCGGCCCCAAGGUGGACAUUGAAGGUCCAGAGGUGGACGUGGAGCUGCCCGAGGGGAAGGUGAAGGGCCCCAAGUUCAAGAUGCCCGAGAUGCAUUUUAAGACCCCCAAGAUCUCCAUGCCCGACAUUGACCUGAACCUGAAGGGCCCCAAAUUGAAGGGAGAUGUCGACGUCUCUGUCCCCAAACUGGAAGGGGACCUGAAAGCCCCAGACAUCGACAUCAAAGGGCCCAAAGUGGACAUUGAGGCACCCGACGUCGACAUUCACGGCCCUGAGGGAAAAUUCAAGAUGCCCAAGUUCAAGAUGCCCAAAUUUGGGCUGAAGGGAGAAGGUCCCGAGGUGGACGUGAACCUGCCAAAGGGAGAGCUGGACGUGUCCGGCCCCAAGGUGGACGUGGAGAUGCCGAGUGUGGACAUCGAGGGCCCAGAGGGGAAGAUCAAAGGCCCCAAGUUCAAGAUGCCUGAGAUGAACAUCAAGGCCCCCAAGAUCUCCAUGCCCGACAUCGACCUCAACCUGAAGGGCCCCAAGGUCAAGGGGGGUGUGGACGUCUCCGUGCCCAAACUGGAGGGUGACCUGAAAGGUCCGGAGGUGAACAUUAAAGGUCCGAAGGUGGAUGUGGACGUUCCUGGCGUGGACGUUGAAGGUCCCGAGGGGAAGUGGAAGGGACCCAAGAUGAAGAUGCCCGAGAUGAACAUCAAGGCACCGAAAUUUUCCCUGCCUGAUGUCGACCUGAACCUGAAAGGUCCCAAGCUGAAGGGAGAGGUGGGCGUGUCUGCCCCAAAAAUAGAAGGUGACGUGAAAGUGCCAGAUGUGGAGGUGAAAGGACCCAAAGUGGACGUGGAUGUCCCCGACAUCGACCUGGAGUGUCCCGAGGGGAAGAUCAAAGGCCCCAAGUUCAAGAUGCCCGAGAUGCACUUCAAGGCCCCCAAGAUCUCCAUGCCCGACUUCGAUCUCAACCUGAAGGGCCCCAAAGUGAAGGGGGACGUGGAUGUGUCCGUCCCGAAGAUCGAGGGAGAUUUGAAGGCCCCGGACGUCGACAUCAAAGGCCCCAAGGUCAACGUGGAGCUCCCUGACGUCGACCUGGAGUGCCCUGAAGCGAAGCUGAAGGGCCCCAAGUUCAAGAUGCCCGAGAUGCAUUUCAAAACCCCCAAAAUCUCCAUGCCCGACAUCGACCUGAACCUGAAAGGCCCAAAACUGAAGGGGGACGUUGACGUUUCCGCCCCCAAGCUGGAAGGGGACCUGAAGGGCCCAGAUGUGGACAUCAAAGGUCCCAAGAUGGACAUCGAAGCUCCUGAUGUGGACAUUGACCUCCCUGAGGGGAAGGUGAAGGGUCCCAAGUUCAAGAUGCCCGAGAUGCAUUUUAAGGCCCCCAAAAUCUCCAUGCCCGACUUCGACCUCAAUCUCAAGGGCCCCAAAGUCAAGGGCGACGUCGAUGUGUCCCUGCCCAAGCUCGAGGGAGACCUGAAAGGGCCGGAGGUGUCGCUGAAAGGUCCAAAAGUCGACGUGGAGGUUCCUGACGUGGACCUGGAGUGCCCCGAGGGGAAGAUCAAAGGCCCCAAGUUCAAGAUGCCUGAGAUGCACAUCAAGGCCCCCAAGAUCUCCAUGCCCGACUUCGAUCUCAACCUGAAGGGCCCCAAAGUGAAGGGAGAUGUCGACGUCUCUGUCCCCAAGAUGGAAGGUGACCUCAAGGGCCCUGAACUGGACAUCAAAGGCCCCAAAGUUGAUGUGGACCUCCCUGAUGUGGAGCUGGAGUGUCCUGAGGGGAAGGUGAAGGGCCCCAAGUUCAAGAUGCCCGAGAUGCAUUUUAAGACCCCCAAGAUCUCCAUGCCCGACAUUGACCUGAACCUGAAGGGGCCCAAAUUGAAGGGAGAUGUCGACGUCUCUGUCCCCAAACUGGAAGGUGACCUGAAGGCCCCAGACAUCGACAUCAAAGGCCCCAAAGUCGAUGUGGAUCUUCCCGAUGUUGAGUUGGAAGGACCCGAGGGGAAGAUCAAAGGCCCCAAGUUCAAGAUGCCCGAGAUGCACAUCAAGGCCCCCAAGAUCUCCAUGCCCGACUUCGAUCUCAACCUGAAGGGCCCCAAGGUCAAAGGUGACAUCGACGUCUCUGUCCCCAAGCUGGAGGGUGACCUCAAGGGUCCUGAACUGGACAUCAAAGGCCCCAAAGUGGACAUUGAGGCACCCGACGUCGACAUUCACGGCCCUGAGGGAAAAUUCAAGAUGCCCAAGUUCAAGAUGCCCAAAUUUGGGAUGAAGGGAGAAGGCCCCGAGGUGGACGUGAACCUGCCAAAGGGAGAGCUGGACGUGUCCGGCCCCAAGGUGGACAUUGAAGGUCCAGAGGUGGACGUGGAGCUGCCCGAGGGGAAGGUGAAGGGCCCCAAGUUCAAGAUGCCCGAGAUGCAUUUUAAGACCCCCAAGAUCUCCAUGCCCGACAUUGACCUGAACCUGAAGGGCCCCAAAUUGAAGGGAGAUGUCGACGUCUCUGUCCCCAAACUGGAAGGGGACCUGAAGGCCCCAGACAUCGACAUCAAAGGCCCCAAAGUCAAUGUGGAUCUCCCCGACGUGGAGCUGGAAGGACCCGAGGGGAAGAUCAAAGGCCCCAAGUUCAAAAUGCCCGAGAUGCACAUCAAGGCCCCCAAGAUCUCCAUGCCUGACGUUGACUUCAGCCUGAAGGGCCCCAAGGUCAAGGGUGACAUCGAUGUCUCUGUCCCCAAGCUUGAAGGUGACCUGAAGGGUCCUGAACUGGAUAUCAAAGGCCCCAAAGUUGAUGUUGAUGUGCCCAACAUUGAUAUUCAUGGCCCAGAAGGGAAAAUAAAAUUCCCCAAGUUCAAGAUGCCCAAAUUUGGGAUGCCCGGGGUCAAGGCAGAAGGUCCCGAGGUGGACGUGAACCUGCCAAAGGGAGAGCUGGAUGUGUCCGGCCCCAAGGUGGACAUUGAAGGUCCAGAGGUGGACGUGGAGCUGCCCGAGGGGAAGAUCAAAGGCCCCAAGUUCAAGAUGCCCGAGAUGCACAUCAAGGCCCCCAAGAUCUCCAUGCCCGAUGUCGACUUCAGCCUGAAGGGCCCCAAGGUCAAGGGAGAUGUCGAUGUCUCUGUUCCAAAGCUUGAGGGAGAUCUCAAGGCCCCGGAUAUCGACAUCAAAGGCCCCAAGGUCGCUGUGGAUCUCCCCGACGUGGAGCUGGAAGGGCCUGAGGGGAAGAUCAAAGGCCCCAAGUUCAAGAUGCCCGAGAUGCAUUUUAAGACCCCCAAGAUCUCCAUGCCUGACAUUGACCUGAACCUGAAGGGCCCCAAAUUGAAGGGAGAUGUCGACGUCUCUGUCCCCAAACUGGAAGGGGACCUGAAAGCCCCAGACAUCGACAUCAAAGGCCCAAAAGUCGAUGUGGAUCUCCCCGAUGUUGAGUUGGAAGCACCCGAGGGGAAGAUCAAAGGCCCCAAGUUCAAGAUGCCCGAGAUGCACAUCAAGGCCCCCAAGAUCUCCAUGCCCGAUGUCGACUUCAGCCUGAAGGGCCCCAAGGUCAAGGGGGACAUCGAUGUCUCUGUCCCCAAGCUUGAAGGUGACCUCAAGGGCCCUGAACUGGACAUCAAAGGCCCCAAAGUGGACAUUGAGGCACCCGACGUCGACAUUCACGGCCCUGAAGGGAAAAUAAAAUUCCCCAAGUUCAAAAUGCCCAAAUUUGGGAUGCCCGGGGUCAAGGCAGAGGGCCCCGAGGUGGACGUGAACCUCCCGACAGGAAACCUGGACGUGUCCGGCCCCAAGGUGGACAUUGAAGGUCCAGAGGUGGACGUGGAGCUGCCCGAGGGGAAGGUGAAGGGCCCCAAGUUCAAGAUGCCCGAGAUGCACAUCAAGGCCCCCAAGAUCUCCAUGCCUGAUGUUGACUUCAACCUCAAAGGCCCCAAAUUGAAGGGAGACGUCGAUGUUUCCCUUCCAAAGCUUGAGGGUGACCUGAAAGGCCCCGAAUUGGACAUCAAAGGCCCCAAAGUCGAUGUGGAUCUCUCCGAUGUGGAGCUGGAGGGGCCUGAGGGGAAGAUCAAAGGCCCCAAGUUCAAGAUGCCCGAGAUGCACAUCAAGGCCCCCAAGAUCUCCAUGCCCGACGUUGACUUCAGCCUGAAGGGCCCCAAGGUCAAGGGUGACAUGGAUGUCUCUGUCCCCAAGCUGGAGGGUGACCUCAAGGGCCCUGAACUGGACAUUAAGGGUCCCAAAGUGGACAUUGAGGCGCCCGACGUCGACAUUCACGGCCCUGAAGGGAAACUCAAAAUGCCCAAGUUCAAGAUGCCCAAAUUCGGAUUUUCCGGGCCAAAAGUGGAAGGCCCCGAGGUGGACGUGAACCUCCCCGAGGCCGAGCUCAACAUCUCAGGUCCCAAGGUCGACGUUUCUGUCCCCGAGCUGGACCUUGAGGGCCCCGAAGGGAAAGUGAAGGGCCCCAAGUUCAAGAAGCCGGAGCUGCAGUUCAACGUCCCCAAGAUCUCCAUGCCCGACAUCGACCUCAACCUGAAGGGCCCCAAGCUGAAAGGCGACCUCGACGCGUCUCUUCCCAAGGUCGAGGGCGAGCUGAAAGGACCCAAACUGGACAUCAAGGGGCCGGAGCUUGAGCUGGAAGGGCCCAAGGUUGACCUUGAAGGAAAAGGUAAAAAAUCCAGGUUUAAACUGCCCAAGUUCGGCUUUUCUGGCCCAAAGGUUCAAAGCCCUGAGGUGGAUGUGAAGCUGAAAAAGCCUGAGGUGGAACUGUCCGGCCCGAAAGUCGAGGUCCAGGCUCCGGAGCUGGACGUCCAGGGAAAAGCCAAGGGCUCCAAGUUCAAAAUGCCUUUUCUGAACAUUUCUUCACCCAAAGUCUCGAUGCCGGAUGUGGAGCUGAACCUGAAGGGGCACAAAAUGAAGGGGGAGUUCGACCUGUCCACGCCCAAGCUGGAAGGGGAGCUGAAAGGUCCUGAGGUGGACAUCAAAGGCCCCAAGGUGAACAUCGACACCCCCGACAUCGACGUCCACGGCCCAGAGGGGAAAAUCAAAAUGCCCAAGUUCAAGAUGCCCAAGUUUGGGCUGAAGGGAGAAGGCCCCGAGGUGGACGUGAACCUGCCAAAGGGAGAACUGGACGUGUCCGGCCCCAAGGUGGACAUUGAAGGUCCAGAGGUGGACAUCGAGGGCCCAGAGGGGAAGAUCAAAGGCCCCAAGUUCAAGAUGCCUGAGAUGAACAUCAAAGCCCCCAAGAUCUCCAUGCCUGACAUCGACCUCAACCUGAAGGGCCCCAAAGUGAAGGGGGACGUGGACGUGUCCCUGCCCAAGGUGGACGUGGAAGUUCCCGACAUCGACGUUGAGGGUCCGAAAGGGAAAAUCAAAGGCCCCAAAUUUAAAAUGCCCGAGAUGAACAUCAAAGCUCCAAACCUCUCCAUGCCGGAGCUGGACCUCAACCUGAAAGGACCCAAGGUCAAAGGGGGCGUGGACGUCGAUCUGUCCACGCCAAAACUGGAAGGGGACCUGAGCUUGCCGGACGUCGACAUCAAAGGCCCCAAAAUGGACAUUGAAGGUCCGGAGGUGGACAUUGAGGGUCCUGAAGGAAAAUUGAAAGGCCCCAAGUUCAAGAUGCCCGAGAUGCACAUCAAGGCCCCCAAGAUCUCCAUGCCCGACUUCGAUCUCAACCUGAAGGGCCCCAAAGUGAAGGGGGACAUCGAUGUUUCUGCUCCAACGCUGGAAGGUGACCUGCAGGGCCCUGACAUUGACCUGAAGGGCCCCAAAGUGGACAUUGAGGCACCCGACGUCGACAUUCACGGCCCGGAGGGAAAAUUCAAGAUGCCCAAGUUCAAGAUGCCCAAAUUUGGGCUGAAGGGAGAAGGCCCCGAGGUGGACGUGAACCUGCCAAAGGGAGAGCUGGACGUGUCCGGCCCCAAGGUGGACAUUGAAGGUCCAGAGGUGGACGUGGAGCUGCCCGAGGGGAAGAUCAAAGGCCCCAAGUUCAAGAUGCCCGAGAUGCAUUUUAAGACCCCCAAGAUCUCCAUGCCCGACAUUGACCUGAACCUGAAGGGCCCCAAAUUGAAGGGAGAUGUUGACGUCUCUGUCCCCAAACUGGAAGGGGACCUGAAAGCCCCAGACAUUGACAUCAAAGGGCCCAAAGUCGAUGUGGAUCUCCCCGACGUGGAGCUGGAAGGACCCGAGGGGAAGAUCAAAGGCCCCAAGUUCAAGAUGCCCGAGAUGCAUUUUAAGACCCCCAAAAUCUCCAUGCCCGACUUCGAUUUGAACCUGAAGGGCCCCAAAGUGAAGGGAGAUGUGGACAUGUCCCUGCCAAGCGUGGAAGGGGACCUGAAAGGGCCCAAGGUGGACGUGAAAGGGCCCGAAUUCGAUGUUUCUGCCCCAGAUGUUCAAAUCGAGGGCCCAGAAGGGAAGAUCAAAGGCCCCAAGUUCAAGAUGCCCGAGAUGCACAUCAAGGCCCCCAAGAUCUCCAUGCCCGACUUCGAUCUCAACCUGAAGGGCCCCAAAGUGAAGGGAGAUGUCGAUGUUUCCCUUCCCAAAGUAGAAGGUGACCUGAAGGGCCCUGAACUGGACAUCAAAGGCCCCAAAGUCGAUGUGGAUCUCCCCGAUGUUGAGUUGGAAGGACCCGAGGGGAAGAUCAAAGGCCCCAAGUUCAAGAUGCCCGAGAUGCACAUCAAGGCCCCCAAGAUCUCCAUGCCCGACUUCGAUCUCAACCUGAAGGGUCCCAAAGUGAAGGGGGACAUCGAUGUCUCUGUCCCCAAACUGGAAGGUGACCUGAAAGCCCCAGACAUCGACAUCAAAGGGCCCAAAGUGGACAUUGAGGCACCCGACGUCGACAUUCACGGCCCUGAGGGAAAAUUCAAGAUGCCCAAGUUCAAGAUGCCCAAAUUUGGGAUGAAGGGAGAAGGUCCCGAGGUGGACGUGAACCUGCCAAAGGGAGAGCUGGAUGUGUCCGGCCCCAAGGUGGACAUUGAAGGUCCAGAGGUGGACGUGGAGCUGCCCGAGGGGAAGAUCAAAGGCCCCAAGUUCAAGAUGCCCGAGAUGCAUUUUAAGACUCCCAAGAUCUCCAUGCCCGACAUUGACCUGAACCUGAAGGGCCCCAAAUUGAAGGGAGAUGUUGACGUCUCUGUCCCCAAACUGGAAGGGGACCUGAAGGCCCCAGACAUCGACAUCAAAGGCCCCAAAGUCGAUGUGGAUCUUCCCGAUGUUGAGUUGGAAGGACCCGAGGGGAAGAUCAAAGGCCCCAAGUUCAAGAUGCCCGAGAUGCACAUCAAGGCCCCCAAGAUCUCCAUGCCUGACAUGGACAUCAACCUGAAGGGCCCCAAAGUGAAGGGUGACAUUGAUGUUUCUGUACCCAAGCUGCAGGGUGACCUCAAAGGUCCUGAACUGGACAUCAAAGGGCCCAAAGUGGACAUUGAGGCACCCGACGUCGACAUUCACGGCCCUGAGGGAAAAUUCAAGAUGCCCAAGUUCAAGAUGCCCAAAUUUGGGAUGAAGGGAGAAGGCCCCGAGGUGGACGUGAACCUGCCAAAGGGAGAGCUGGAUGUGUCCGGCCCCAAGGUGGACAUUGAAGGUCCGGAGGUGGACAUUGAGGGUCCUGAAGGGAAAUUGAAAGGCCCCAAGUUCAAGAUGCCCGAGAUGCACAUCAAGGCCCCCAAGAUCUCCAUGCCCGAUGUUGACUUCAGCCUGAAGGGCCCCAAGGUCAAAGGUGACGUGGACGUGUCCCUGCCCAGUGUGGAAGGGGAGCUGAAAGGUCCCGAGGUCAACGUCAGCGCCCCCGACGUCACCAUCGACAGCCCCGAGGGGAAAUUCAAACUGCCCAAGUUCAAGAUGCCCAAAUUCUCCAUGCCCGGGUUCAAGGGGGAGGGCGUGGACGUGGACCUGUCCCUCCCCAAGGGCGACGUGGCCGUUUCAGGCCCCAGCGUGGACGUGGAGGCUCCGGAGCUGAGCGUGGACGGGAAGGUCAAAGGUCCCAAAUUUUCCAUGCCCGAGAUGCACAUCAAGGCCCCCAAGAUCUCCAUGCCCGACAUUGACCUGAACCUGAAGGGCCCCAAAUUGAAGGGAGAUGUCGAUGUCUCAGUUCCAAAGCUUGAGGGUGACCUGAAAGGACCCGAAUUGGACAUCAAAGGCCCCAAAGUCGAUGUGGAUCUCCCCGAUGUUGAGUUGGAAGGACCCGAGGGGAAGCUCAAAGGCCCCAAGUUCAAGAUGCCCGAGAUGCACAUCAAGGCCCCCAAGAUCUCCAUGCCCGACGUCGACUUCAGCCUGAAGGGCCCCAAGGUCAAGGGUGACAUCGAUGUCUCUGUCCCCAAGCUUGAAGGUGACCUGAAGGGUCCUGAACUGGACAUCAAAGGCCCCAAAGUGGACAUUGAGGCACCCAACGUCGACAUUCACGGCCCUGAGGGAAAAUUCAAGAUGCCCAAGUUCAAGAUGCCCAAAUUUGGGAUGAAGGGAGAAGGCCCCGAGGUGGACGUGAACCUGCCAAAGGGAGAGCUGGACGUGUCCGGCCCCAAGGUGGACAUUGAAGGUCCAGAGGUGGACGUGGAGCUGCCCGAGGGGAAGAUCAAAGGCCCCAAGUUCAAGAUGCCUGAGAUGCACAUCAAGGCCCCCAAGAUCUCCAUGCCCGACGUCGACUUCAGCCUGAAGGGCCCCAAGGUCAAGGGGGACAUCGAUGUCUCUGUCCCCAAGCUGGAGGGUGACCUGCAGUGCCCAGAUGUCAACCUCAAGGGCCCCAAACUGGACAUUCAGGCGCCGGAUGUGACUCUGGAAGGGCCCAAGGUCAAGGUUCCCGAAAUUCACGUCAAGACCCCCCAGAUCUCCAUGCCCGACAUCGACCUGAACCUGAAGGGCCUGAAGGUCAAAGGUGACGCUGACCUGCAGGGCCCCGGGCUCGAGGGGGGGCUGAAGGGCCCCGAAUUCGACAUCAAAGGGCCCAAAGUUGACAUCAAAGGCCCCAAAGUCGAUGUCGAGGGCCCGGCGGUCGACGUUGAUGGUCUGGAGGGGAAAGUGAAGCUGCCCAAAAUGAAAAUGCCCAAAUUUGGCUUCAAAGGGGAGGGUCCUGACAUGGACGUGAACUUGCCGAAGGCUGAGGUGGAUCUGUCCGGCCCCAAGGUUGAUCUGAGCCUGCCAGAGGUGAACGUUGAAGGUCCAGAGGGCAAAGUGAAAGGUCCUAAACUGAAAAUGCCCGAAAUGCACAUGAACGUCCCCAAAAUCUCCAUGCCCGAGAUAGACUUGAACUUGAAAGGCCACAAAGCCAAGGGCAGCUUUGAUGUUUCCACCCCAAAGGUGGAAGGUCACCUGAAAGGGCCCGAGGUCAACCUGAAAGGCCCCGAAUUCGGGGUCAAAGGCCCCGAAGUUGAUGUUGAAUGUCCUGACCUGAGCAUUGAGGGCCCGGAGGCCAACGUCAAAGUUCCCAAGUUUAAAAAGUCCAAAUUCGGGUUUGGGAUGAAAAGUCCCAAGGCAGAGGUGGAGUUACCUGAGGCGGAGCUGAACCUGGAGUCACCUGAGGCCCACCUGUCCCCGAAGGGGAAGAAGAGCAAGUUCAAGAUGCCCAAAAUCCACAUGAGCGGCCCCAAGGUGAAGGGGAAGAAGGGGGCGUUCGACGUGAACGCGGCCGGGGCCGAGCUGGACGCGGAGCUCAACGUCACCGGCCCCGACGUCACCGCCAGGGGCGACGCCGCCGCCAAGUCCCCCAAGGGCAGGAAGCCCAUGUUCGGGAAGAUCUCCUUCCCCGACGUCGAGUUCGACCUCAAAUCGCACCGGUUCCGCGGGGAGGCCUCGGCGGGGGUCCCGAAAGUCGAGGGCGAUCUGGAGGCCAAGGUUGACCUCAAGGGCCCGAGCCUCGACGUGGACGUGGAAGGUCCCGACGUGAACCUGAAGAGCCCCAAAUUCAAACUCCCCGGGGUCCAGGUGGGCGCGGGGGAGGUGAAAAUCGGGGGGGACCUGAAGGGCCCCGGGGUCGACGUCGCCGUCCCCUCGGUGGCGGCGCCGGGCGUCGACAUCGGCGUGAAAGGACCAAAAGUGAAGGGCGAGGUCGGCGUCGGCGGAGCGCAACUGGAAGGUCCCGAGGGGAAACUGGGAUGGCCCCAAGGGGGGAAAACGGGUUUGGGGCUGGAAAUGCCGGAAGUGGACGUGAAGCUCAAAGGGCCCCAAAUCUCCGGACCUGAGUUGGAGGGGAACCUGAAAGGACCAAAAUUAAAGGGAGAUUUGGACAUUUCGGGCUCCACGGAAGGGCUUGGCCUGGACCUCGGCGGCCUGGGGGGGAAGGUGAAGCUGCCCACGGUGAAGUCCCCGACGCUGGAGGUCCAGGGGGGCGUCCCCUGCUCCGUCCAGUCCCCGGGGGCCACCCUGGACCUCAAGGGGCCCUCGCUGGACGUCCCUGGCCUGGAUUUGGAUGUCAACCUGAAAGGACCAAAGUUGAAAGGAGAUGUCGGCGCCAAAUCCCCCCAGGCGUCAGUGGACGACACCGGAUUCGAAAUUCUGGGGGGCACCAUCAAACUGCCGUCCCUGAAGCUGCCCCAGUUCGGCAUCUCCAGCCCCGGCGUGGACGGAGGGGAUGCGGGGGUCACUCUGGAGGGCCCCCAGGUCAAGGGGGGGCUGAAGGGCCCCGGUUUGGGGCUGGAAGGCCCCGAGGUGGAACUGAAAGGGCCGAAAUUCUCCGUGCCGGACGUUGACCUGAGGCUGAAAGGACCAAACGUGGACGUAGCCGGUGACAUCAAAAGGUCAAAGGUCAGCGUGGAAGCCCCCGGCAUCCACCUGGAGGCUCCGGCCCUGGAAGUGUCCGGCUCGGGAUUGAACAUCGGCGUGAAGGGGCCGAAGGUCAAGGGCGCGGCCGAGGUGACGCCGCCGUCGGUCAGUGCCGGUUCCGGAACCUUCCACGCCUCCGGCCCCAGGGCGGGCAUCGAGGGCGGCCAGGUCAGAGUGUCCUUCCCCAAGCUGCGGAUGCCGAAAUUCGUCUUCUCCGAGCCCGAGGCCAAGGGCCGCGAGGUCGGGGUGGACGUCGACUUCCCCGGCGCCGACACGGCCGAGCCGGAGCCGGACGAGGCCGAGGCGAGGCUGAAGAAAUCCAAGCUGAAGAUGCCCAAAUUCAACUUCUCCAAGCAGAAGGGGCGGGGCGGCGGCGGCGCCCCGGGGUCCCCCGAGGCGUCGGGGUCGGUGUCGGGCUCCAAGGGCGACCUGAAGAGCUCCAAGGCGAGCCUGGGCUCGGCCGAGGGCGAGGCGGAGGCCGAGGCGCCGGCGGCCAAGGCCAAGUUCUCGCUGUUCCGCAGCAAGAAGCCGCGGCCGCGCUCGUCGUCCUUCAGCGAUGACCACGCGGCCGAGCCGGACGCCGGCCGGCAGCCCAAGGGCAAGUUCGGGACCUUCGGGGGCAUCGGCUCCAAGGCCAAGGGGUGCUACGAGGUGACAGCUGGGGACGAGGACGGGGCGCGGGGCCUGGAGGUGGCGGUCAAGCGCAAGGAGUGACCGCGGGGGGGGCGGGGGUUGUACAUAGGCCUGGACCCGGGGACCCCCGCGUGUACAGAGGGGGGGAGGGGCUGGGGGUCCCCCCGCGGAUUUUUGGGGUCCUCCCCGCGCUGAGAGCUUCAAUUCUUCCCUCCCAGUUUAUCUUUUUUUUUUUCUUUCUUUCUUUUUUGAUAUUUUUAUUGGGGUUUGUUUUGUCCCCUGUUUUGUUCCUCCCUCCUCCUCCCCCACCCCAAAAUAUUUUCAGUGUUUGGUUCGUGAAAAUGAAAUUUUUUUGUGGGUUUUUUUUUUUUUCCUCCUCUGUUUUAACCUCCUUUUUUGGCCUUUUUUUUUUUUUUGGCCUUUUUUUUUUUUUGCGGGGCUGAAGGUUUUGUUGGAUCGAUGGAUUUAACCAGAAUUUUGGGUUUUUUGGUUUGUGAGAGAAAUGAAGCCAAAACUGUGGAUUUUUUAUUAAAAGAACAACCCAAACUGUGAAUUUAUUAAUAAGAACCCUUACCAAACCCAUGGGUAUAUUCAAUAUAUUAACCAAACCCGUGGCUGUAUUAAAUAAAUUAACCAAAACCAGGGAUGUGUUUAAAAAUAAAGCAAAAAUAUGGAUUUACUAAAAAAAGAAACCAAAUAAAAUGGAUAUAUGUUAAAAAAUAAUAAAAAUGCAGAUCCAUUUUAUAAAAGAGGUUUAUUAAAGAAACUAAUAUAAUAAUAAAUGAAAUAAAAGCAUUAACAGAGACAAAAUUGGAUCUGUUAAGAAAAUGAACCAAAGAAAAGGGAAUGCAUUAAAAAAUAGAAUAAAAUGGAUUUAUCCAAAGAAAUAAACCAAAAAAUGCAGAUCUAUUGAGCAGUACAAACCAUAAAAUACAGAUCUAUGAAAUAAAAUAAACCAAACCCAUGGAUUUAUUUAAAAAAAUAAACCAAAACCAUGGAGUUAUUAAUAAAAACAAACCAAAAAAUACAACUCUGACCUCUGAAACUGAGAAGUGUCCCCAGAGCUUGGCAAAUUUAAUCCUUGGCACAAGACCUGGAGAUCGAGUGACUCCGGGGAGGACGGAGCGAGCCCGAAGCCACUCCCAAGCUUCUCCUUGCAGCUUUAUUUUCAUUUUUUUGGGCUGUUUUAUGGCUGUUUUUUGUUGUAUUUGUUACAUUCUUUGUAUUAUACAAUUUGAUAAAAGCUCCCAUUUCUGCCUCGUUCAGCCCCAGAAUUACCAAAGGUGCGUCAGGCGUCCGGGAUAAAGUUUUGUUUAUGAGGAUUUUUGGGGAGGUUUAAAUAAAUUAAUUUUUUCUAAAAAAACCCCAGAGAAUAUAAACCUGUUCCCUUUGCAGCACUUUAACGGCGAAUUAACGGGAGAAAAGCCAGGGUGGAAAAUGCAAAUAAAAAACGUUUAUUAACCGCGA